This is a messenger RNA of Aedes albopictus (Asian tiger mosquito), 4477 nucleotides long. RefSeq lists its product as uncharacterized. The record is from RefSeq and is a predicted model, not a curated record. Bases 944 to 4477 code for a protein of 1177 amino acids. Gene Ontology annotation, biological process: DNA integration. Gene Ontology annotation, molecular function: zinc ion binding; nucleic acid binding. The transcript has 6 exons. Lineage: Eukaryota; Metazoa; Arthropoda; Insecta; Diptera; Culicidae.
AACUGGGUUUCGGAUAGAAAGUACAAACAUGAAUAAAAUAUACGAUCUACCUCAUAUGGUUCACUGAGACUCCGAAAGCCUGAAUCUACUUGAUACUAUGUUGGCUACAAAGUUACUGAACUGCAGCGCCGAGCGUAUAGUAUAGCACCACCUUUGUCGAUCUUGAGUGCCCAUUUUCCCUUAACGUUCAGAGUUCCUUGGUCUUGUUCAACCACGUGCAGCUAGAGAAUUCCAGGACGCCUACGAAGUCGCAUCGAUGACAUCGAUGAUGAAGCUCCUCAUUGCAGAUCCAAUUGUAAGGCCACCAUGUACGAAUUAUAUGCCGCAGGCAUCUAUUGAUGAAGACCUAUAGCCGUUGAGUGUUCUCCACUGAUACACACCAGGUUUCACUGGCGUACAGUAGCACAUAUUUCAGUUUGGGUGGUGUGGUGCCGAGUGCGGCCCUGCAUUAUCCAUUUCAUGUUAACACUAGAUACGGGCCUGGGAUAAGUGGGCAUUGCAUUGACAGCAGUGGAGCUGACGAGCGAUGUGGGAAAGGAGUACGCAAUAAAGUAUCUUUGUAAAUUGAUUUUAUUUGGUUGCUUCUAAUUGUGCACAGUAUUACAAACCCCCCCCUCGAUUAUCACAUUGGCGACGAGGUGUAACUGGACAGGUGACGUCGUCGGUUCACAUAGAAAAUCAUUGGCUGUCGGAGAGCAGCGGGGAAAAAACUCAUCGCUGGAAGCGAUAGGCUACAUAGUAGCGACUGCCUACUUAGCAGUGUUUCGAAUCUCGUCGCUGGAAGCGAUAGGCUACACCGUAGAGGCUGUGACAGCAGUUUUAUCGUCACCAGAGGUGAUAGGCUACCUUAAAGUAGCGGCUGUACAGCGGAAGCUAGCUACCACGAUAGCUAGGGAAAAUCUAUCUGGAAAAACGGAAACCAGUUGGAUCAAGCUGAUUCGAAAUGGAAAAAUGGGAGAUUCAGCCCUUCAAGUUCAAGACGUUCCCCCGCAACAUGAUUCGUAACGAAUGGGUUAAAUAUAAGCGCAACUUUGAUUACAUAGUUGCUGCUACGGGAGAGACGGACAAAACACGCAUCAAGAAUCUUUUUCUCGCCAGAGCUGGACCGGAUCUCCAGGAAGUGUUCACUUCCAUUCCCGGUGCGGAUGUGGCCGAGGAUAAGGAGAACGGUGUCGAUCCGUAUGCGGUCGCGAUACAGAAGCUUGACACUUACUUCUCGCCCAAGCAGCACGAAACGUUCGAGCGGAACGUUUUCUGGACGGUCAAGCCAAACCAAGGGGAAACAUUGGAGAAGUUUAUGCUGCGUUGCCAAGACCAGGCCAACAAGUGCAAUUUCGGAAGCACAUCCGAAGAGAGCAGGGCAAUAAGCGUGAUUGAUAAGGUCAUCUUAUUUGCCCCGAGUGACCUGAAAGAGCAGCUCUUACAAAAAGAUUCUCUCAACAUCGAUGAGGUUGCCAGGAUUGUUGCUUCAUAUGAGUCGGUAAAACACCAAGCACAAAUGAUGAGUCUUUCUGGGUCGUCUGGGUACGCAGAAUCUAUGGACAACGAAGUAGGUGAAAGAAGCAUCAACAAAAUACGGAACAUCCCGGUCAAAGAGUGUACAAGGUGUGGAAAACGAGAUCAUUUUUCGAACGAUUCAAAUUGUCCGGCACGCGGGAAGGAGUGCAUUAAGUGCAAAAGGAUCGGCCAUUUCGCUUCACGCUGUCGAACACCUGCAGCAAAACGGAAGUACGCCGAAGAACCGCGCCCUGGCCCGAGCAAGGGUUUCAAGCGGCACCGUAUAAAUGAGAUCGAAUCCGACGAGGAAAGAAAGGAUCGCAGCUUCAUAUUCAGCAUCAACGAUGGAGAAGAACUUCUAUGGCUUAAGCUAGGCGGGGUUACAUUGCAACUAUUAAUUGAUUCCGGGUGUAAGAAGAAUAUUAUCAACGAGAAAGCGUGGGAGUAUUUAAAGAAUAAUGGAGUCAAGGUACGGAAUCAAGAGAAGCAUUGCAGUGAAGUGUUUCUGCCAUAUGGAAAGGAUGCCAGUCCGCUGUCCGUCCUAGGAAAGUUCGAUGCAAGCAUCUCCGUGGAGGAUAAUGGGAAAAUCAUCGAACAGGAUGCAACGUUCUACGUCGUGGUCGGAGGUCAGCAAAGCUUGCUUGGUCGUACUACAGCCAUCAGUCUGGGUGUCCUUGUGCUUGGGUUGCCGAGUACACAUGGAGUCAAUGCGGUACAAUCCUUACCGAAGCGACCGUUCCCCAAGAUAAAAGGCGUCCAGGUGGAUAUCCCGAUUGAUAAAAGUGUUGUUCCGGUCUGCCAACACCCCCGCCGUCCGCCAAUCGCACUUUUGUCAAAAAUAGAGGAUAAAUUGACUUCCUUGCUUAACAGCGACAUUAUCGAACCGGUUGAAGGUGGAUGCCAGUGGGUUUCACCAUUAGUAACGGUAGUUAAAGAUAAUGGAGACCUUCGACUUUGCGUCGACAUGCGUCGGGCUAAUGCCGCAAUUUUGCGUGAGCGUCACAUUAUGCCCACCAUAGAAGACUUUUUGCCACGAUUCACGUCUGCAAAAUAUUUUAGCCGUUUGGAUAUCAAGGAGGCCUUCCACCAAGUGGAACUAAAAGAGGAAAGUCGUUACAUAACGACUUUCAUAACCCACAUGGGUCUCUUUCGGUAUAAGCGGCUAAUGUAUGGAAUCGUUAUCGCCCCAGAGCUAUUCCAACGUCUCAUGGAACAAAUUUUGAGCCGAUGCGAGAAUACCGUCAGUUUUAUUGACGACAUCCUUGUCUUCGGCAGCGACGAAGAAGAGCACGAUGCGGCUCUGAAAUCGGUGCUAUCUGUAAUGAACGAGCACGGAAUCCUUCUUAAUCAGGAGAAGUGUUUGUUCAAAGUGAGCAGCUUGGACUUCCUCGGACACACUAUUUCAUCAGACGGUAUCAAGCCUUCGGAUAGCAAAAUCAAAGCGCUUCAACAAUUCCGUCCACCAACAACUGCUGAAGAGGUCCGAAGUUUUCUAGGGUUGGUGACCUACGUCGGCCGAUUUCUCCCAAACCUUGCGACUAUUACGGCUCCACUUCGCGAAUUGACUCAUUCCGGUGUUAAGUUCUUCUGGGGCAAGGAACAAAAAGAAGCUUUCACGCAGCUAAAGGACAUGAUUGGUAAUGUUCAGCAGUUGUAUUUUUUCGACAACAAUCUCCGAACACGACUAGUUGCAGACGCAUCUCCAGUAGCCCUUGGGGCUGUGCUACUUCAAUUCGAGGGCCCAACCGAUGAACAGCCUCGUCCGAUCGCCUACGCCAGCAAAAGCUUAACAGCCACGGAGCGCAGGUAUUGCCAGACUGAAAAAGAGGCUUUGGCUUUGGUAUGGUCGGUCGAGCGAUUUGCAAUCUACUUGUACGGAAGGACUUUCGAGCUGGAAACGGACCAUAAACCUCUGGAGGCUAUUUUUCAACCAACUUCUCGUCCAUGUGCUAGGGUUGAACGAUGGGUGUUACGCCUUCAAUCAUUUUCUUUCGUGGUGAAAUAUCGUAAAGGAUCAACCAACAUUGCCGAUCCACUUUCCCGCCUGGUUGAAAAUCCGUCGUCUGAAACCUUCGAUGCUGAGAGCAGGUUUAUGGUUUUGGCAGUUAUGGAGUCGGCUGCCAUUGACAUAGAAGAGCUUGAGGAUGCAACUAACACAGAUGGAGUGUUGGAUACCGUUAAGAGAUGCCUUCGAUCUGGAUGCUGGGAUAAGGAAGAAAUCAAACCGUUUUUGCCAUUCAAAAAUGAACUGGGGUUCGUAGGCGAAUUACUCGUCCGCGGAAACAAACUCGUUGUACCGGAAGGAUUGAGAGACAGGAUGCUGGACAUUGCCCAUGAAGGACACCCGGGUGAGUCCUUAAUGAAACGGCGUCUGCGUGAUCGUGUAUGGUGGCCGGGCAUGGACAACGAUGCGGUGGUUCGCGUAAAAUCAUGUGAGGGCUGUCGUUUGGUCGGACUACCUAGCAGACCUGAGCCGAUGAGUCGCCGUCCCCUACCGAUCGGACCAUGGAUCGACACCGCAAUUGACUUUCUUGGUCCUUUGCCAUGUGGUUCGUAUCUAUUAGUGAUCAUCGACUACUAUAGUCGUUAUAAGGAGGUGGAAAUAAUGUCAAAAAUAACGGCCAAAGAUACAAUUAGCAGACUGGACAGGAUUUUCACUCGUUUGGGUUACCCUCGCACCAUAACAUUGGAUAACGCCAAACAAUUUGUUAGCACGGAAUUGGAGACAUACAGCAAACUACAUGGCAUUACUUUGAACCACUCGACGCCGUACUGGCCCCAAGAAAACGGCCUUGUCGAACGACAAAACAGGUCCCUCAUAAAACGUCUUCAGAUUAGCGCUGCCCUGGGUAGGGAUUGGAAGCAGGACCUGCAUGACUAUCUCGUCAUGUAUUAUACCACGCCUCACUCGACUACUGGCAAAACACCUUCCGAGCUUAUGUACGGGCACACGAUUCGGUCCAAAACGGCGAGGGACUAG